CCUGGCUGAGCCCUGGAGAGCCAGGGCUGGUAACAUCCAAACAGCUGACACGGCGCUGGUUGUAAUCCUCCCCAAAAAAACAAACGGAACAAAAGGAACAGAAAAAAACACGAAAAGCUUGUUUCGCUCUUACACACUUCCAGCGUCUUGGCCGCGUCAUGAAAAUAAUAAAUGGCAUGCGGGGGGUGGUGACGUCGGCAGUGUUGGAUGAGCUCAUACGAAAGCGAAAAGAAACAAGUUUAGCUUUUUGGAAUACGGGCGACCACGAUUGCAGCUUCAGUUUCAGUUGAACGCGAAACGCCAGCGACGCCGGACCGCAAGAGAGCGACAGGGAGAGCGAAAGAGCGCCGCGAAAAGAAGAACGAAAAUCGAAAAAGUGUGUGACAAAACGAGUGUGCGAGUGUGUGUGUGUGCGUGUUAGAAUUUUACUAGCGUUGGUAUCAGUAUAAGUACAAUUCUAAGUAGAAUCGUCUUUCUUUUGUCACUAAUUGGAACCGAAAAAUCGAAAAACAAGCGGAUUCAAAGAGCGUGUUACGUGGCUGUCUUUCCAAUUGGACAACUGGUCAGCUGAGCUGCUUAAAACAGUUCUAAUCGGAGUUUUGACAUCUGAAACAUUGAAAUGCAAUGAUAAUUAAAUAUUUCCAGGCAAAAUCAACAGUGAGGAAACCCAAAUUCUAGCGCAAAACAAAUUAAAAACCCAAGAGUGGGUUAAAACUCUCGAGCGGCUAAAACAAAAUCAAUAAUUGGCCCUGCGUCCGGCCCUGUACGUGUGUGUGCUUUUGUGUGCGAGUGUGAGUGUGGGUAAGUGUGUGCGUGCGUUUUGUGAGAACGACAAUUGGAGCAAUGCCUGCUGAUUGAUAGCAAACCAGAGAACGGGGGCUUACAAACAUAUAAAGAAUCAAUUAAGCGAAGAAUAAGAAAACCUAAUUAAGUGCAAUAAUUGAGCGAUCAUGCAGCAACCCGCCACGCCCAGCACGCCCGUUAAUAAUGCUCCUUCGGCCGCCCCCGUUGCCGCCGCCGCCGCCGCCGCCUCUGCUGCCCCUGCUGCCUCUGCUGCCGCGGGGGCCAGCAGCACCCCCAUACGCAUAAACAGUGCCAGGCAGCACGGUGCGGCGGGGGGAGGGGAUACCCUGGUGCACCCCGCCACCCCGCACUCGCACUCGAUGCCCGGAACGCCGCAACAACAACCGCAGUCGAGCAGCGUGCCCACCGGCGGUCACCUACUGCAGCUGCAGGCGCCCCUGCCCUCCGCGGGGGCGGUGACCCCCUCUGGCCUGUCCAUGGGCGCAUCGAACCAAUCGCUGGGCGUCAGUGUGGGCGCCGCCAGCAGCGUCAGCGGAAUCAGCAUCACGCCGCCAAAUAGCGCCGGACUGCGUCAGUCGACAGGAAUCGCCAAUUGGGCCUCUGACAAUCGGGAUGGCAAUCUGGCAGAUAAGUCCGCUGCUGAUGCCGCCAAACUCAACAGGAAGGAAUCCUACAAGGCACAGAGGAAGAACUACAGGCGGGAGAAGAAGCGAGUGGCCAGUGAGCUGAUGAACUCCCUGCAAGAUCCUGCGGUUAUAGUGCUGGCCGACUGGCUAAAGGUUCGUGGCACUCUGAAGUCCUGGACGAAACUGUGGUGCGUUCUGAAGCCCGGCCUGCUGCUCAUUUACAAGAGCCAAAAGACCAAGAGCAGCCACUGGGUGGGCACGGUGAUGCUCACCUCCUGCCAGGUGAUCGAGCGCCCGAGCAAGAAGGAUGGCUUCUGCUUCAAGCUCUUCCAUCCCCUGGAGCAGUCCAUUUGGGCGCCGCGAGGUCCCGACAAGGAAACCAUUGGUGCCGUGGUCCAGCCGUUGCCAACCGCUUACCUGAUCUUCCGAGCUCCCAGCCAGGCGGCCGGCAAAUGCUGGAUGGAUGCCCUGGAGCUGUCCCUGAGAUGUUCGGCGCUCCUGUUGCGGUCCAACAGCAGUACGGGAACUGCUCCAACGUCCAGCUACAUGGGCGAGCCCCUGCCCGUCUCCCAUGAGACGCAGUGGUCGGAGGCGGACUACGAGAAGCACUUCAACGAUCACGAUUUGGACGCAGACAGCCAGAAUGAAGCACCCAAUGCCGUCAUGUCUGGUCUGGAGUCGGAAUCCGAAUCGGAUCCGGCAGAGCCGGCGCAGGAGGAUGGCGUCGAGCAGCAGUGUGUGGAGACCUCGUAUGCGCCCUUCACUGAGGAGGAGUUUGGCGAGCAAGGGGAGCAGGUAGAGGAGUUGGCAGAGGAGAACAAGAGCCUAAUUUGGUGCAUUGUCAAGCAGGUGCGACCGGGGAUGGAUUUGAGCAAGGUAGUACUACCCACAUUUAUCCUGGAGCCCCGCUCAUUCCUGGACAAGUUAUCCGACUCGUAUUACCAUGCGGACUUGCUCUCUAAGGCCGUCCAGGAGGAUGACGCCUUCACACGCAUGAAACUAGUAGUGCAAUGGUACCUGUCAAGCUUUUACAAGAAGCCCAAGGGCCUGAAGAAGCCCUACAAUCCGAUUCUGGGGGAGAGGUUCCGGUGCUAUUGGCAGCAUCCCAGUGGCAGCCGAACCUUUUACAUUGCAGAGCAGGUGUCGCAUCAUCCGCCCGUGUCGGCAUUCUACGUGACGAACCGCGAGGACGGCUUCAGCAUCACCUGCUCCAUCCUGGCGAAAUCGAAGUUCUACGGCAACAGCACUUCGGCGGUGCUUGAGGGCGCUGCCACAAUGACGUUGCUGCCGCGCGGUGAGUGCUACACGGCCACAACGCCGUACGCCCACUGCAAGGGCAUCCUGAUGGGCACGCUCUCCAUGGAGCUGGGUGGCAAGAUCAACAUCGAGUGUGAGAACACCGGUUACAGGACGGAGCUGGAAUUCAAGCUGAAGCCGUUCCUCGGAGGAGCGGACGCCACCAAUGUGGUAGUCGGCAAGAUCAAGCUGGGCAAGGAAACGCUGGCCACCAUCAAUGGUCAUUGGGACAAGGAGUGUCGCGUAAAGGACUCCAAGACGGGAGAGGAAACGGUAUUGUUCAAGGUGGAUGCAGAGACACGUUCCAAGCGUCUCACCCGGUACAUGGUGCCGCUGGACUUACAAGAGGACAACGAAUCACAGCGCCUGUGGCAGCGCGUCUCCGAAGCGAUUGCCCGUGAGGAUCAGGUUGCUGCCACAGAGGAGAAGACCGUACUGGAGGAGCGCCAGCGAGCCGAUGCCAAGGAACGGGUCAGCUCCGACUCUGUCCAUAUGCCCGACCUCUUCGAGCUGGACAGCUACGGUCAAUGGCUGUACAAGUACGCCGAUCUGCGCCCCUGGGACUCGCGCAACGAUGUCCGCCAGUACGAGUGCCAGUUCAAGGUGCUGACCCAGACGCGUCACAAGUCCGUGCCCAUUGUCCAUGGGGUCGAGAUGAUUCACCCCCUGCGCAGCUCCAUCGAGACAUUAUCUCGCACCAAAAGACAAUCGCCAGCCGGACAGCCCUUACAGCCGGGCGGCUCCGUGGUGCCCAAGGCCAAGAAUAAGAGCUUGGUGCUGGCGCCGCGCGACACCAACUCGGACUCCAGUCAGUCGCCGCAGGGAGCGGUCAAGCGCAGCUCCUCCAGCGCCAUUAAGCAACUUGCUUUGGCCGUGGACCAGGUGAACCGGGUGCUGGAGCUGCACACCCGGCAGCUGAACGAGAUCAGUCAGCGCCUGGAGCGCAUGCAGUACUCGCCCCCGCCUAGUAACAUGAGUGCGCAUUCGGUUAAUUUAUUGGGCGGCGGCGUGUCGCAGUCGACGGUGAUCAAGUCGCUAAUCUACGCUCUGAUCGGGCUAACCUUCAGCCUGAUCCUGCGCUGGCUGUUUAAGUAGAUUGGCGAAGUCGUUGUUGGUGUCAUUCGUUUAGGAUUAAGAAAAGUUUUGGUCAACCUAGAGAUCCCACAUAUAUAUAUAUAUAUAUAUUCAUACACACCCUAGAGUACAGACAACGUAUAUACUUUAUUGAAUUGUACAUUUGGUCCUACUCAAAUGCCUUCGCACGCUGCCAGAAGAUUUAAACCCGACCGAGGCGCGUGGCCAGAACAUUCGUUGUAAGAAAGUCUAAUCACGAACUAUGUCUAGGUUUAAGUGUUUGCCGUAUGUAAGUCCCAGCAAUCCAAGUCUCUCCCGCAGACAAAGUCCAUGUGCAAAUCUCUUCCCCUUUAGCCCCGGAAAUUCUUUUCGCAAGAUAAAACGUCUGGGUAGGUUAGGAUGUCGGAGAUAUACAUUAAUAUCAAAAUAUACACAUACGUACGAGUAGAUGCACCAGAUUUCGUAAAAAUUCCAAUUUAAACGAUGCUACUAUAAAGCUAGUUCGCUUUUCCUUUCCUUCGAUAGACAGUUAAUAUUAAAUCACACGAUUUAGGGUGAACGAUGAACGAACAAUGCUCGAGAGGCUCUCUGCCCCAUAAAGCACCACUUAUACACAGUGCAACAUACCUUAGAGAUUUAAUGCGAAGAGUGCUUAUAGUAAUUACUUUUAGUGUCUCUUAUACACGAACUGUUUUUCCUCUUCCCAAUACCUGCAUACUUAGAAUUUAAUAAAUUCCCCAUUUCAAAUCAA
Drosophila erecta is the source of this 4551-nucleotide messenger RNA. RefSeq names its product oxysterol-binding protein-related protein 8 (gene Orp8). The transcript has 9 exons. Gene Ontology annotation, cellular component: intracellular membrane-bounded organelle; cytosol; membrane. Bases 951 to 3821 code for a protein of 956 amino acids. Gene Ontology annotation, molecular function: cholesterol binding. NCBI's taxonomy places the organism in Eukaryota, Metazoa, Arthropoda, Insecta, Diptera, Drosophilidae. The record is from RefSeq and is a predicted model, not a curated record.